This is a messenger RNA of Globicephala melas (long-finned pilot whale), 7318 nucleotides long. Its product is annotated as tubulin polymerization-promoting protein family member 3. Gene Ontology annotation, biological process: microtubule bundle formation; positive regulation of protein polymerization; microtubule polymerization. NCBI's taxonomy places the organism in Eukaryota, Metazoa, Chordata, Mammalia, Artiodactyla, Delphinidae. Gene Ontology annotation, cellular component: microtubule. The record is from RefSeq and is a predicted model, not a curated record. Gene Ontology annotation, molecular function: tubulin binding; palmitoyltransferase activity.
CCGUAGCCCGCGCCGUUGCCAGGGGAACGGGCCCGCGCCGGACUAGGCCCAGCCCGUCUCAGCCUCGCCCCGCGAUACAGCCAGCCCGCUCGAGCCGGAGCCGGAGGACUUGCGGGCCUAACCUCCCCCGCGCGGCCCGGGAUGGGGCCCCGAUCCGGGGCGCACCGCCUCCGGGUCUCGGGGAGCGUCUCCGCUGCGAGAGUCUGAAGCGCCGCCGCCCUGGGGUGGGUGGACGGCCAGGCGUGGGGGCUGAGCCGCUGAGUGACCUUGGCAAGGCCGACCUGGCUCGGUCGACGACGCGCAGUGCCUAAACUUACUCACCUGGCCUCCUGUGAUCACCUUGUUACUGAAUCAAAGUCGGAUCUGCUUGCCCAACACGUAGCAAAGCCAAUCUGCUGACACCAGGCUGUGGUGAAGAUGUUUUCAAGUCAGAAAACAUUUACUGAGCACCAACUGUGUACAAGAUGAACAUCUGCAACAAGCCCUCUAACAAGACAGCCCCUGAGAAGAAUGUGUGGACAGCACCUGCACAGGCCAGCGGACCCUCCCCGGAGCUGCAGGGCCAGCGGUCCCGCCGGAAUGGGUGGAGCUGGCCCCCUCACCCGCUCCAGAUUGUGGCCUGGCUGCUGUACCUCUUCUUUGCUGUGAUUGGCUUUGGGGUCCUUGUUCCCCUCCUGCCUCACCACUGGGUGCCUGCUGGCUAUGCUUGCAUGGGCGCCAUCUUUGCUGGUCACCUCGUGGUGCACCUGACUGCUGUUUCCAUCGACCCAGCAGAUGCCAAUGUGCGGGACAAGAGCUAUGCUGGGCCCCUGCCCAUCUUCAACCGCAGCCAACAUGCACACGUCAUUGAAGACCUGCACUGCAACUUGUGCGACGUGGAUGUGAGUGCUCGUUCCAAGCACUGCAGCGCCUGCAACAAAUGCGUGUGCGGCUUCGACCACCACUGCAAGUGGCUCAACAACUGCGUGGGCGAGAGGAACUACCGGCUCUUUCUACACAGUGUGGCAUCUGCCUUACUGGGCGUCCUGCUCCUCGUGCUGGUGGCCACUUAUGUCUUUGUGGAGUUCUUUGUCAACCCCAUGCAGCUGCGUACCAACCGCCACUUUGAAGUCUGCCUGUGCCUUGCAGUCUUGAAGAAUCACACAGAUGUGUGGUUCGUGUUCCUGCCUGCUGCCCCUGUGGAGACACAGGCUCCUGCCAUCCUGGCUCUGGCUGCCCUUCUCAUCCUUCUGGGCCUGCUCUCCACAGCCCUGCUCGGCCACCUGCUCUGCUUCCACAUUUAUCUCAUGUGGCACAAGCUCACCACCUAUGAAUACAUCGUGCAGCAUCGUCCGCCCCAGGAGGCAAAGGGGGCCCACAGGGAGCUUGAGUCAUGUCCCCCCAGGAUGCGGCCCAUUCAGGAGAUGGAGUUCUACAUGCGGACCUUCAGCCAUGUGCGCCCAGAGCCCCCUGGCCAGGCCAGGCCUGCCUCAGUGAAUGCUAACUCCUCCCGGUUCCUUGCCACCCGCGGCCACGUGGAGCCUCCACCGCCCUCCUCCCCAGAGACUCUCGCUCUGCCCCCCCGGAUCCGACCCCAGAAAAAAAGGAAGCGGCGCAUGUAUAAGGUACGGACCUCCAGAACCUUGGACCGGGAGGCCCCGUUGCCCAGGCUGCCGGGUGAGCGCCCCUUCCUGACCGGAUCCUGCUCGGGGAACUACGAGGGAGGGAAAGGAACAGCCACGAGGGAGAAGCCGGGUGGCAUGGCAGCGAGCACAGAUGUGGCUGGGCUGGAGGAAAGCUUCCGCAAGUUUGCCAUCCAUGGUGAUCCCAAGGCCAGUGGGCACGAGCUGAAUGGCAAGAACUGGGCCAAGCUGUGCAAGGACUGCAAGGUGGCUGACGGAAAGGCUGUGACAGGGACCGAUGUCGACAUCGUCUUCUCCAAAGUCAAGGGGAAGUCUGCCCGGGUCAUCAACUAUGAGGAGUUCAAGAAGGCCCUAGAAGAGCUGGCACCCAAGCGAUUCAAGGGGAAGAGCAAGGAGGAGGCCUUUGAUGCCAUCUGCCAGCUGGUGGCAGGCAAGGAACCAGCCAAUGUGGGUGUUACUAAAGCAAAAACAGGGGGUGCUGUGGAACGCCUGACUGACACCAGCAAGUACACGGGCUCGCACAAGGAACGCUUCGAUGAGAGCGGCAAGGGCAAGGGCAUUGCUGGGCGGCAGGACAUCCUGGAUGACAGUGGCUAUGUGAGUGCCUACAAGAAUGCAGGUACCUAUGAUGCCAAGGUGAAGAAGUGAGGCCUGGGAAGGCCCCCCCUAGCACGGCUGCCCCUGCCAGAGGCUCAGGCCUGCGCCUAAGGGGCAUGUGGAGCAAGAGAGCCCGGUCCCCUCCUUGCUGGAUCUGCCGCCCAGCGCUUCCUGCCCAGCCCUAUGGGGCCAGCCCACCAGACCUCUGACCCAGAUUGCUCUGCAUCCCCUUCCCCUUUUUCUUUCCCCCUCGACUUCUGUCUGUCUGAGGAGAGUCUGUGCCUAUAGCCUCACCACCCCAACCUCACCCCGGGCAUGGCUAACCCCUGCCUGCUUGCCUCAUAUUUAAGCUGCUGCUCUGGCCAAGUGCCUAAUUCUUACCCGGACCUCAAUAAAGCCACCUUUUGUACCAAUAUGGCCUGGUCAGGUAUAUGACAAGGGUAAUGACAUUCACACCCCACGACCCCUCUGUCAUCAACCCCUUCCAAGUCGCACUCUGCUGAUUCUUCCACUGGCAUCCCUGCCCAGAAAAAGACACACACCAGGCCCCUUCCAUUAGCACAGGGCCAGGCUGAAUGAGGAUGCUCUAUAGGAAAAUCAAAAGCCUUUUACCUCAGCCCUGACCUAGAGUUCUGACAUCAUGGCUAUCUUCCCGCAAUUAGGGCCUCAGUCUUGGCCUCUCGGCUUUCACAGCAGGUGGGGGCGAUGAGACAGCAAACUCAGACUGGGCUAAGCAUUGGUGGGGCCCAGUGCCAGGCCUCAGCUCUAAGCUUGCUGACAGGCCUCCACUCCAGAGGGCUACCAAGGUGAGUCAUUCUGGGCUGCAUCUCAGAAUAUCAGAAAAUGCAAGACAGCAGACAGUAGACAGUUCAACUCCCAAUUUUAUAGCUGAGGAAACUCAGGCCCAGAGAGUGAAAGGGCCUCUGCAGAAUAGAGGCCAGAACCAUGCCUCUUGCCUCCCUGGCCAGGCUGUUUCUAACACAGCAAGCCCCAACGCUGAUUUCCAAAAGUGAGGCUGGAUGGCCAGCAAUAGAACUUGGCACCCAACAUCAGCCUUUGACAGGUGAGCAGGGUGUCCAACAGUGAAGGGGCCUCUUCUUGCUGAUUCCCUCCCAUCUGUUCAUCAUCCCAGGUUGCAGGGCGGUGGCGGGGAGGGUGUCCUCUCUCUGAUCCUGAGAACUCCCGGGAGCUUUCAGAUCACCCUUUUCUCCCCUCUGAGGUUCUCAGUGUUAGGCCAGAGUUAUUCCCAAGUCUAAGGCUUUGGGGCCAACUCUCCCUCCUUCCUGCUGACAAGUGGGCUGGAUGGAACUCACGGACUGCCCAGAGUCCCUAAGAGUGCUAGAAAAGGCUCAAAAGGCACACAUUCACAAAUAUUUUUUCUUGACCCAGAUAAUAAAGCAAAGCAGCACGACUGUUUAUUCCCUCUCCCUCGGGCUGUUCUAGGACGUUCUUGCCCCAGGUGGCCCCGGAGUCCCUUGAGCCCAAACUCACUUGGAGCGAGGGUAAAGAGUGGUAGUGUGGCUUGGAACAGAGACGCUGGGGGGUGAGGUGAGAAUUAGAGAGCAGAGAUCAUCACCUGGUCACAGCAGAGGCUUGCCUAAUGGCUGACAGUUGUGGGAUCCUCCUGACUCCGCUGACCUUGCAUUGCUCAGGGAAGAGUUUCAGACAGCUCUACCUCUCCCACCAGCAUACAGUAAGAGGAAUACUUCCUCCAGCCCUGGGGAAUUGGUUUAAAUUGCAAGCUUACUUAAAUUAGCAUAAUAGGAGAGAAACCCAAAUCCUGCAAAUUGGCCUGGUCCAGGUUAUUAAGCUUUUAAGCUGCAGGUGAGAUUACCAUCCAGUGCGCAUGGGAGCAGCAGUUUGGCCCCUCCUAUGAUUGGCAGUGUGGCUUAGAGGAGCCCAGAGAGAGAACUGGAGGAGUCCUGAAACUCCACCUUGUAGGAGUAAAGCCUCCUCUUCUUUAAAAGUUAUGGAGCCUGAGGGAAAUCAAGGCCCACCCAGAGCCAGGAAGACCCUUAGUCUAGCAGAAUCUGGUUCAUGGCAGGAACUGACCAAACAAUGCCACUUCAGCCCUUCAGUUAUCACUGCUCCAUCUCCCCAUAGCCUCCUCAUAGUGGAAAGCUUUGGGUACCCUUGCUAGCAAAGCCAGUUGGGCAAGGAAGAGAAGUUAGGAUCUGUGGGAUGGAGCCAUUAAAACCCUCUAUGUAUAACUGGCGGGAAGGCCAAACCUCAGAGGGGGCCCUGCCUCUCCUUUUGGAGAACUUCCCUGAGGACCUAUUUUCCAUCCCAGCCUUGUUUCCUUCUUUCUCCUAAUAGUGCCAGGCCCAGGGUGAGGAAUUCUUGUCCACUUAUUUUCUACUUGCUUCAGGGGUCUUCCCCCACUCCAUGUUGAGCCCACUUAGCCCCAUAGGGCAACAGCUCUUUGGCUCUUCCCUUGAUGCCACCAAUCCCUACCCCUGCCCUCUGGACCAAGGGCCACACAGUGAAAAUCAGAAACACAGUUGACCUCUGCAUGAGUGGCCAGCAACCCUAGAGAGGGGCCUGGCCUAGGGUAGGACCAGCCACUUUCAGUGACAAUAGAAAAUAGAGUGGAAGGUGACUUAGUCUGGGUCAGGCUCUUUGCUUCUCCUUAGAGGUACCCUGAAUAGGUUCUGGGCUAGCAUUCAUAGGAGAUUCAUAGGAGAAGGAAGGGAGGGCUGGGUUGUAGAAAGAAGUCCGUUAUCCCUGCCCCCACCUCCCCUAGCCCCCAUCGGCUGUCCAGUAAGUUGGCCUGUGCACUGGGCUGGGAUGGUGAAAUAUGACAACGCAGGGCUAUGAGGCUACUAGCUAAGGCGACCCUACCUGGGCAAGGCUUAGGCUCUUUGGAGGCCUCUCAAUGGGGCCAAGACAGGCCCAUGAGAGCGGGGAGGGGGGCUGUCCUUACUGACACUUCCAGAGAAAACGAGCUGACUCUAGCUCCCUCAGAGCCAUGCAGCUCAAAGAAACUUAUGGCUCCUCUGUGCAUGCUCCUUUUGGGAACCUACAUAAAAUUGAGAGAUCUGUAGAUUUUAUUUAUAACUUAGAGAUGUGUGAUCUUAGUUGUGAUCUUCAUGUCUCAUUAUUACAGCAAUAGCUCUCCUUCCCUGCACAGCACCUGGGUCAGGGGAGCAAAUAAGUGCCUAAUCUUUCCACCUGCCUCUCUCUCUGACAUGACCCUGAAGAUGAAGAGAAGUACAAUAUGACAUUAGGUUAAACAGUCCUUUGCCCUGUAAAGCUCUCUGGCAACAUUAGCUACUUGUGCAACCUUGAAGUAGAGACAUACCUAGAGCCACUUGCAUUAUCUUUUCCCAUUGAUGCCUAAUCAAUCAGGAUUAAAGAAAAGAUUGAUCCUCAGUCUGAAAUACAAGGUACUGACAUGUAAAGUGGAUGCUGAGCCCAAAGCUAACUUUCAGAAGCCACACCUCUGGUCUGGACUGCACUAGCCUUCUCUCUUAUCUCUCUAGCUCCUCUCUGGUCCACUCCACAUGGCCAGAGGUCAAUCUACUCUUCUUAUAGAGUAGAUUGCCUUCCCAAUCUAAAAUCUUUUGGGAGCCAUGCGACCUAGCUCCUGUGUAUCUCCUCUCAGGCCCUCCAUUCCCUGAAUGAACCAUGUUCCUUCCCAUUUCAUGGCCAUUGCUUAUGCUAUUUCUCUCUGCACCUCUCCCCACUGCCUCUGCCCUCAAUCCUAUGCUUUGCCUGGUGACCUCCUAUUCAAUUCUUCAGGUCUUGGUUGAAAGAUCAUUUCUAUAGGGGACAUUUUCCUGAUAUCACACCUCCCUCCCAGGCUAGGACAGGUCCCCCAGUUAUAUACUGUCAUAGCACCAUGGCCUACAUCUUCCCUGCCCGGUGAUCCCUCUGGGGGCCUGACUCUCCUACUCUGUACUCUUCGCCUAGGAGGCUCUGCACCCCCUCUACCUGGUACCAUUGUACUCAUUCUGCCAAGCUUCCACUCAAACAAGUCCUCACUGAUGCCUUCUCCAAUUCUCCAGAGUAGGAAUUACCUACUCUGUCUGUCUUUCCGGGAUCUCUCUAGGCUUUUAUUUAGGCCUGUUUGGUACCAAUGGCAAGCUUUGAGCUCCAUCACACAACUAAACCGUUGGCUGCUCCAGGAAGACACCAGACCUUGUCACCUUUUCACUAUGGUGGGAGAAAACCCAAAACACGUUUGAUGAACUGAUCAAUAGAGGUUCUCCAAAAUUUCUGCUAACACAAAACAUACCUGGCCAUGGAUAUUCUUUUUAAACUUCCUACACAGUUUCAACUGACACUUGGGAAAAAUGUCUAGUGUUCUUUUCUUUUUGACAUUUUCAGCCAAACGUUUCUAUGUGAUAUGAUGCCUAGGACUAAGUGCCAACUAUUUAUGUGGGCAGAAGGAAAGAAAGACUUGAUGGGAGGAGAUAAAAAGAAAUAAAAAGGACCAACAUAGUCUAAUUAAAAUAAGAUUUUUUUCUUAAUCUUGUGAGUGAAUACCACCAUACUAGUGGCAAUGACACUGAGAGCCCCCUGGGGCUGAGAGGGAAGCUGCAAAAAAGGUGUGCAGUGCUAGCUCCAUAGACUAGGCUCUGGGACAGAGUCUGAAACACUCUGUAUUAGAUACUAACCCGUAUCAUGUGCCACUGGUGAGGAGGAAGACAGAGUGCUUUUCCCAAAGGGCGAUGAUCUCCCCAAAUGAUGACUCUUCUCAGGAGGCAGGAGUGCUUUCCCAGAAUAACCUUUUUGCUCUUUAGUCAGCUGCUGCAGCAGAUACUCAUUAGUUACCACCAGGGAUCUGAGGCAUGGGGGAAAAAGACAGUCAUGAAGUCAUAAAAGCAAAGUAGUUGCCAUUCUGACCUGAAAUGUUUGCUAAAGAUAAAUGUAAAAAAAUAAAUAAAUAAAAAUUAAAAAAUAAAUGUAAAAUGAAGUAACAUCUUUAAAUAGAAAGAACUGUCUGAUUUAUGAGUUGGUUAUUUUAAAAGCAGGCAGACAGUUUAUUUAUUCAUUGCAGUUCUGUUUACGUUCCAGACUGACUGUAGCAAUAACAUAGUUCACAUUUUAUAUAGUGAUUGUUCUGAUCUUUCCAAAGCACUUUCAUGAUGAAGUAA